Molecule: messenger RNA, 1875 nt
Organism: Vavraia culicis subsp. floridensis
Lineage: Eukaryota; Fungi; Microsporidia; Pleistophoridae
Exons: 1
Coding region: 29-463 (144 amino acids)
Biological process (GO): RNA polymerase II preinitiation complex assembly; transcription initiation at RNA polymerase II promoter
Cellular component (GO): transcription factor TFIID complex; nucleus
Molecular function (GO): transcription coactivator activity; protein heterodimerization activity
Source: RefSeq, a predicted model, not a curated record
CCAAAAUACACCAUCUCGUACCCCCAAAAUGGCGAAUCAGAAUCCUCCCAAAUCACCACCUCCCAAUCCCGACCGGCAUCCCAACGACCACUCAUCCACAUCGUCCUCAUGCUCCGACACAUCAACAGGCCCUCAGCAAAACAUCCAAAUCCUGCAAAUAGUCGAUCAAAUGUCCGAACCGCAGCUGCAUCGCUACGAGUCGUUCCGACGUUCCGGAUUUCUCAAGGUAAACAUCAAAAAAUUGGUGAACAACGUUCUCAACCAGGCAUGCAAUCCCAAUUUUAUCAUUGCGGUCUCCGGUGUUGCCAAGGUGUUUGUUGGCGAGAUGGUGUGUAAGGCUAAGGAGGUGCAGGAGAGGUGGGGGGAUAGCGGGCCACUCAUGCCUGCACACAUGCAUGAGGCGUACAGGCUUUUGUACAAGGACGUGCCCAAUAUGAAGGUAUAUCGGCGGUUUUUUGAGUAGUUUGGACGGUAUGAGCUGUGCUGGUUAUGAGUGUGUUGGACAGAGCGGUGCUUUAAAACGGUACAAGUGCUGAUAAACAGUCUUGUAUGUGCUGUUAGGAGAGCGAAACGACGAGUAAAUGCAACUUAACGGUUCUAUUCGUUGUUAAAAUCGCUGUUAAACGCGGUCUAUCCCUGAUCCCACGUUUCAACACCCUUCUGGUUGCGUAGGUACGGUUUGUUUACCUUACCGCUCCACGCCAGGAAAGGGCCCUUCCUGCUGUGCCCUUCACAUCGUUUGUUACUCCUCAAUUACGGUACGCCAUCUUAGCGCUUCACCCGUAUUUUCAGUUCCUACGACACAUCAUAAAAACGUACAGAACAAAAAGACCGUGUUGUGCAGCGCAACGUACCGGUGGUACGUGUUGCAAAUAACUAAGAAGUACGUUUUGGCACAUUCUUUCACGGUCAGGCACCGAUCAAACACAGCCGCUCCAGUACCAAACACACGUACGAACAGUAAAACCGUUUAAUUUAACCAUCGUACUAAUACAAAGCAAGAACAACAAACGCCAUAUACACCAAAAACGUAGGAUAGCACACGAGCACACGCACAUUCCUAAGCUUUAAAUACGCCACAAACACCUCACUCGCCACAAAAGCGCUGUAAAACGCGCCCACACCCCCACACACCAACGAAACAUUCACACUAACAUCCAAGUAGCACAUCAAAACGUGCACAGCAGCAAAGAACACAACAGGCAGCAUCGCAUAUCCCAUAACAGAGCAGACCACGACGUACUCAAUCUCAGACUCACCCAUCGCAUUGAGCACGAAGUGCAUUACAAGCGUGCACAGCACGCACAUGAAAUACACACACCCGAACAGCACCUUGCCGGUGAGCAGUAGAAUGAACGAGAAGAUGAAGAUUAGUAUAAGUGGACCGGUUAGGUCCACUCUAUCGAUGUGUGCUGACUUUGUUGGUGUGUGGAAUAUUAGGGAGCAUUCUUGGUGGAUGGUUGUGAAUUGGAUGCCUAGUUCUUGGAGAAGAGGAGGAUCGCCCGGUUCGUAGCCUGUGAAUGCUGCUUUGAGGUCUGUGGCGGGGUGUACGUUCAUUUUUAGGGGUGAAGCAUGGGAGCGGUGAAAAGCAUGAGGAAUGGUGAAGUAUGGGAGUGGUGAAGUAUGGAGGUGGUGAAAAGCAUGAGGAAUGGGAGCGGUAAAACAUGCCGUUCAUAAAUGCAGUGCCUAGCACGCUCAAUCGCGCUGUACCCGUAACUCAAACAAUAAAAGAAAGUACAAAACACAAAAAUUAUGUAAUUACACCAUUUCAAUCUACAAGCAGCACACCACCACCUCAGUACCGCACCUUUUUACUUUCCUCAUCCUUCCGUUCAUCCCCCCUAAACUCAAAACGUGCUCUUCUACAGAACAAAG